Messenger RNA from Trichoplusia ni (cabbage looper), 1871 nucleotides. RefSeq names its product 4-coumarate--CoA ligase 1-like. NCBI's taxonomy places the organism in Eukaryota, Metazoa, Arthropoda, Insecta, Lepidoptera, Noctuidae. Gene Ontology annotation, molecular function: long-chain fatty acid-CoA ligase activity. The record is from RefSeq and is a predicted model, not a curated record. The transcript has 9 exons. The coding region runs from base 233 to 1813 and encodes 526 amino acids. Gene Ontology annotation, biological process: long-chain fatty acid metabolic process; fatty-acyl-CoA biosynthetic process.
CCCUAAAACCACUUACUGAAGGCAGAGGGCGUGGUAAAUGUUACCUCUACGUUAGCUAAUCUACGAUGUGAUGAACUCAGUCUCGAGGCGUCCGUCAUUCGUUUAUCUUCUAGGGUAAUUAAAAACAAUUUAUUUUUAAUUGGGAGUAUAAAUAACAGGAGAGUCUCAUUCAUAGCAUACAGUGUAGUGUGCGUCGUGAUUGCGUUUGCUUUUUGUUUUCGCCCGUAUCAAGAUGAUGAACGACGAUGGCUAUGUGUACGGUGAUCAGAAUGUGCAAGUACCCGCACAUUUGAAUUUCGGGAAGUUUAUUUUGGAUCGACUUCGCCUUAGACGGGAUGAAAUUGCUUUGGAGCUGGGCGAAACCGGAGAGAAACUAACAUACAAGGAAUUCACACAAUAUGCCGUCAAUAUGUCCACCGCUUUGACAAAGCUGGGAGUGGGGCGGGGCGACAUUGUUGCAGUGGGAUCCGAAAAACGCAAUGAAUUCGUCCCGACGGUUCUUGCAAUCGUGUUCACUGGAGCGACGUACACUCCCUAUGAUUUAAAGAGCGGUAGAGCGGUAUUAAAGCACAAGAUAAGUAUUACGAAGCCAAAAUAUUUUAUAUGCUCGAGUUUCUUUUGGAAAACAUACAGCGAUAUAUUACUGAGUUUCGACUGCAUAGAGAAGUUCAUAACUCUGGACGAUGGCGUGGAAUCAGUAAUUUCGAUCAGGACAUUGGUCACGAAUGACGUUGACAUAAAUAAGUUUGAACCAAUGCAAGUUCAGGGACAGGUCGACAUCGCAUUCAUUUUGUAUUCCUCGGGCACUACGGGCAUGCCAAAAGGCGUGCAACUGACUCAUUUAAAUUGCAUCCUCAAUAGUCUGCCUGAUGACUUCAGCGACGACUCCCUCCAAACGGCAUUUGUUUUCGGCGAAUGGUACCAUAAUUAUGACACGUUCAUGACGUACAAAUUCCUGGCUCUAGGAAGGAAAAUGGUGUAUGUCAAUGAGGCGGAACCCCAGACCUUUUUGAAGAGCGUCCAAGACUGUAGAGUAAACAUUGCUUUUAUCGUACCCUCCUUUGUUUGCUACCUAUCAAAGGCGAAGGAAGCAGAAAAUUUUGAUCUCGAUUCACUCAAAAUUAUAUACUCUAGAUCAUCGCCUCUUCACAACAAGACUAUUCAAAAGGUCAAAACUAGGUUCCCGAAACUUAAGAACAUUUUGCAAGGUUACGGCAUGACCGAAGCAGGGGAGUUGACUUCUGAAAGCUGGGGAACAAAAGGCUGUAAAGCUGGCAGUGUCGGUAUGGCUUCACCGGGAAUCACAUUAAAGGUCGCAGACCCAGAAACCCGUAAAACUCUGGGUCCAAACCAAAGAGGUGAAAUUUGUUUGAGGGGUCCUGUCUUUAUGAAAGGGUACAUCGGUGUUCCUCCCUCAAAAUACUUAGACGAACAAGGCUUCUUUAAAACUGGAGACUUGGGUUACUAUGACGAUGAUAAAUACUUCUUUAUUGUCGAAAGGUUGAAAGAAGUCCUGGUGUACGACGGUUAUAAGGUGGCUCCAUUGGAACUUGAGACAAUAUUACAGUUGCACCCAGGAGUUAGAGAAGCCGGUGUGGUCGGGAAACCAGCCGGUGUGUACGGGGAAGAGCCGACAGCGUUCGUCGUAAAACAACCCGGCGUGGAAGUAACUGAAAAAGAGUUGAUUGAUUACGUUGCCACAGAGGUCCCACCGUAUAUGCAAUUAAGGGGAGGUGUAAAGUUUAUUCAAGAGUUACCAAGAAACCCUAGAGGGAAGCUCAUGCGCCAACGUCUGAGGGAAAUGCUGAAUUAAAUGGUUAAAUUUAACCGCUCAUGCUCAUAUAACUAUGUAUAAACUCAAUCAACUUAAA